UGUUUACAUCCGGUUCUUUGCGUAGUGUGUAGGUCCUAGUGAAUCGUUCCCGCCACCGAUUACGGGAUUAUUGGGUAAGUAUCAUCUGAGAAGAUGCCCGCAGCGAAGCGGCAGAGGAAGAAAGAACAUGUUGCAGCUCCUGUUGAACCCUCUUCAGAAAUAUCCAUUCCAGAAAGUCACAAUGACAGAGAAAGUGACAGCGAUUUUGAAGAACCAGGCCAAGUUGUAGUUUCCAAAGGAAAGAAACGACAGAGAAAAGCACCAGAUGGGGGUGGUCGCCAGAGAAAAGCUGGCGGUGGGGGUGGUGGACGUGGGAGGAAGAAAAGUGGUGAGGAAGAGGAUGCAGGAACAGGCAGUAUGUUUGAUGUGGUUCGGGGAGGACGGUCAUCGUUACAGUCCUCAGUAGACGAUUGGAUUGAAAAAUACAAGAAUGACAGGGAUGCUGCACUUCUGGAGUUGAUCCAGUUUUUCGUCCAGUCAUCCGGCUGUAAGGGGAAGAUCAGUCCAUACAUGUACGCUAACCAAGAACACUCGGAAAUCAUCAGGAAAAUGACAGAGGAGUUUGAUGAGGACAGUGGUGAUUACCCACUGAUAAUGAGUGGGCCGCAAUGGAAAAAGUUCCGCUCCAACUUCUGUGAGUACGUACAGGUGUUGGUACGACAGUGCCAGUACAGCAUCAUCUAUGACCAGUAUAUGAUGGACAACAUCAUCUCUCUCCUCACCGGACUCACCGAUUCCCAAGUCCGAGCAUUCAGACACACCUCUACUUUAGCAGCCAUGAAGUUGAUGACAGCUCUAGUAGAUGUGGCACUGAAUCUGAGUAUCAACUUGGACAACACUCAACGACAGUACGAAGCUGAACGACAGAAGCAACAGACCAAACGUGCCAACGACAGGUUGGACAUGCUGUUACAGAGGAGACAGGAGUUGGAAGAAAAUCAGGCAGAAAUCAGAAACAUGUUGACUUAUAUAUUCAAAGGAGUGUUCGUACAUAGAUACAGAGAUGCCCAGCCCGAGAUCCGGUCAAUAUGUAUAGCAGAAAUAGGAGUGUGGAUGAAGAGAUACCCUAAUAUGUUUUUAGACGAUGGAUACCUGAAAUAUGUUGGUUGGACUUUGUAUGACAAGGUGGGGGAGGUCCGUCUCCAUUGUCUGCGAGCACUUCAGCCACUCUAUAACACUGAGGACUUGGCUCACAAACUGGAACUCUUCACCAACAGAUUCAAGGACCGGAUUGUGGAGAUGACACUAGAUAAGGAAUAUGAAGUAGCUGUACAAGGAAUCAAGCUCGUCAUCAGUAUCCUCAAGUUCAAUGACACAAUCCUAGGAGACAAAGACUGUGAGAAUGUUUAUGAAUUGGUGUACUCUUCACAGCGUCAGGUUGCACAGGCUGCAGGGGAAUUCUUAAAUGCCAAACUUUUCCGCAAAGAUGAAGAGUUGACAAGAACUCUAAAAAUACAUAAAGGAAAGAAGCAAAGUUUGAACGCUCCACUCAUCAGAGAUCUGGUGCAGUUCUUCAUUGAAAGUGAGUUACACGAGCAUGGAGCCUACCUGGUAGACAGUUUAUGGGAUAUUAACGAUAUGAUGAGAGACUGGGAAUGUAUGACAGAUCUACUACUGGAGGAACCUCCCAAGGGAGAGGAACCCCUUGACGACCGACAGGAGACAAGUCUCAUUGAAAUUAUGGUAUGCUGUGUAAAACAGGCGGCUACAGGAGAAUCACCUGUCGGAAGGGGCCCAAACAGAAAGUUAACCGCCAAAGAGGGUAAACAGGUUAUGGAAGACAAAACACGUCUGACAGAACACUUCAUAGCAACACUACCACAGCUUCUCCUUAAGUAUCUGAUGGACCCAGAAAAGGUUGCCAAUCUUUUAACGAUCCCACAAUACUUCAACCUGGAGAUCUAUACAGCUAGUCGACAGGAGAAGAACCUGGAGCUGACGUUACGCUACCUACACGAGGUUGUGGAAAAACACACAGACACAGAGGUCCUGGAGGCAAGCUCCAAAUGUUAUGAAUGCCUGUGUAAUGAGGACUACGCUAUUGCUGGAAAGUGUGAUGUGGCUAGAAAAACUCUUAUUGACUCCCUUGUUGCCAAGUUCAAGGAAGCCAUGCAAGACUUCUUUGCUGAGGGUGAGGAGCCAGAUGAGGAUGAAAUGUUUGCAUUGGUAGCAUGUCUAAAACGGAUCUAUGCCUUUUAUAGUUGUCACAAUUUAACAAGUUGGAAUCUCUGGGACGAUCUGUUCCACAUCAUCAAAGCAGGAAAUGACAACCAAUUAGCAAUUCCUGAGGAGAUUAUCAGUAAAGCGAUAUCCUCAUGCAGUAUGGCCAUCCUGUGGUAUCUUCAGGCUCUAGAUACCAGUAACCCGGACAAAAAUCGUAUGAGGAUGCUGAGGAAGAGAUUGGAGGAGUUGAUGAGACAUUGUCAUGAACUUAUGUUUCACCAGCAGGACAAAGUCACAGAGGAGAGCUACAUUACGAUCUGUGACCUGCUGAUCGUGUUCAGUAAACACCUUGGGGACAACGGUGUAAUGAAACCGCUCGUGUUUGAGCCUGACAAGACACUACAGACACAGCUUAGCAACUUUCUUACAGAAAAAGUGUUUGUCGAGGAUGAGGAUGAUGAUGUUGACGAGAAUGUAAAGAUCGAGGAGCUACACAAGCGACGUAACUUCCUGGCCUGUUUCUGUAAGCUGGUCGUGUAUAACAUUGUCAGCAUCAGGGUAGCAGCAGACAUGUUCAAACACUACAUGAAGUUCUAUAAUGAUUAUGGAGAUAUCAUCAAGGCAACAUUAGCCAAGGCUAGAGAAAUCAACAAGGUGACCACAGCUAAAACCCUCGCACUUAGUCUCACUCAGUUAUUCCGAGAGCUACAUGCAGAACAAGGCAUAAUUGACAGAUCUUCUGAAGCCUUCCAGUCUCUUAAGGAACUGGCGAGGAGAUUUGCCUUGUCAUUUGGACUUGACCAGAUCAAGAACAGGGAGGCUGUAGCAGCUAUGCAUAAGGAGGGUAUCCUGUAUGGUCUGGCAACGGAAGAAGGUCAUGAAGGACCCCCAUCCAAUAUUGCCUUCUUGGAGGUGUUGUGUGAGUUUACAAACAAACUCAUGAAGCAGGAUAAGAAAGUGGUACUGAACUACCUAGACAAACACCUGCCGGCCACUGGGAUUCCCCAGACCAACCGUAGUGAUGAAUGGCAAUCUCUGAUCACCUAUAGAAAUAGUUUGGUCCAGGGAGAACACGAAAUCCACCCCAUCACACUAAAACAGGCCUCACAGAGGCGCUAUGGCAAACGCAAAGCAGACAUCUCUGACCAUGACUCUAACACUGGAGAUUGGGGAGAGCCUCCAACACCGGCACCAAAUAUGCCUCCACAGUUUACCUCUACGGCCAUCAAACGACGCCGUGCUGAUGAGGAGAGUGUCGGUGCACCUUCAGAGCAAGGAUCGGAACAGGACUUCCAGGACUCGGGUAAUGUCGGUAUGAGUCAAAUGUCCCAGGUGUCGUGGAUAAAUGCCCAGAAACAGCAGCAGGAUUUACAGCGCCAGAUGGAGCCGAACUACAGCAGGAUGAGACCCCCUCCAUCUAACCUGCCCCCUGGUACUCCACAGAUAGACACGGACCAGAGUAGUGAGGAGGCCAGUAUCCACGACUUCGAAAGUCCCCAAAUGAUGGCCUCUACACCUGCACACCCCUCUCAUCAGUACCCUGUGGCUGCACACCACCGCCAGUACCAGGCUCAGGUACACCCCUCCCCACAACAGGGUUACUAUGACGACGGGUCUCAACAUAUAGAGGACCCAUCACAGCAACAGACUCCAGCAAUUCCUCAACAAAUGGCUCAGUCUGACAUGAGCCACCCAGGAUUUUGAAGAAACGAUGGCAUGAUGAAGGCAGCAUUGACUGUUAAUGGUCCAAACCCAAAUAUCAGCCGGGUUCUGUGGAAUAACAAUAGGAAACUCGGAACAAUGGUUUAAUGAUAGACAUCUAUGGAAAUGGAUGUAUAUUUGUUGGGGACCGUAAUUGUCAUUAUCUUGUCUGUUAAGUAUACAGACAUUCAUUGCUUUCUGGAACAUUUACAGGGAAAACUUGGUCCAACUGAACUAUUAAACACACAACAGUAAAUGUCAUCACCAGAACAUGGUCGAUGUUGAUCUACUGACUUUGGUCCUCUAAAUGACUGAUUUGUGGGAGUCCCUUGAAAUCUUAUCUGGUCAGAAACUGAACUAACAAUGAAAUUAUCCUGAAAUUAUAUCUGAACUUUACUGUGAGGUUCCAAUGUGAGGUAAACAGCUUUAGAUUAUUUGAUGAGAUUUCAAUGUGAAGAAAAUAAAGCAGCGAAAGCUUAGACCAGUGCAUGGUUACUUCCCAUGUGAUCUGUUUUUGAAUCGCUCUAAUUGAUCCUGUGGGGGCACUGGCACAAAAGUCUCGUAUUCAUGAAUUAUUCAUGACCCAAAUCCAGUAAUCUCUUUGGUUUUGUAGAAAAAGGGCAACAGAAAAUCUGACCAAUCAGAAACAUUGUUUUAUAUGUUUUUUUGGUUUGUUUGGCAAGAUGUCGGAUAACAUGCCAUGUUGACACAUAGGCGCAGCAUCUUAGUAUACCAUUCUAUUUUCCAGACAAAGAAGAGGUUCAUUAAUAAGAAGCAUUUUGAUUAGUUGAUAAAAAUAUGAACAUUCAUGUCACGCCGAAGGUUUUCAAGCCAGUGCUGCCACUGGUCAAAUAAGUGAAAUAUAGAAAAGACUCUGUUGGGGCGACCAGUAGCAACUCACAAGAUCCUUAAGUUUCUGUAAAAUACCAGUGAAUUCUGUCGUACAAAACCUCAAUAUUUUUUUUCUACUUAAUUGAUAAAUAGCUACUACAUAUCAACACCGAGAAGCUUUAAUAAUAGUUAAUAUGGGUCAGUGUCCCAAGAUAAUCCAUUACUGAAAAUCAGAUAAAAUCUUCACUAUCGGAGAUGAAUUUUGAAUAUAUAAUGGGAAAAUGACACAAGUCCCUUUGUAUAGAAAAAAAUAUAUACCUAGGUACCAGGUAACUCCUUUGGAUCCUGUGCUGGCUUUCCUUGUAUGGUAGCUUUACAUUUGACAGAAUUAUACAUGUAUUACAGUAUUUCUUUGAUAAAGGGAUUGAAUUAUGUUUUUCAUAGAAUCUAAUCCCCUUGGUUAUAGAAAUUGUAUAAUACAAUACUUGUAAGGUUUACAUGUACAUUAUGUUGGUUAAUGCUUUCAGAAGUUACAUAAUUUGUACAAUAUUAUUGAAUGUGUUAUAAACAUCCUCCAUGUCAUGUCCUCCAGUUCAGUAAUAGUAUUGUGUUGAUGUUUUUGUGUGUGAAACUGUUUUACAUUCGAUACAGAUCCGUUCAGAUAAAAUCUAGUCAUUGUUAUUGUGUAACUUUGUUUAUCAUGGUGUCUUGUAAUUAUGUUGUUGAAUAAAAUAUAUUUAUCUCGGUGCUGUGUGGCACUACAAUGUCAGGUUGUUCCUGUUCUUGUUAUGAAACUUAAACUUUGUUUAUGUAAAUCUAUUACCAAAACAUG
Messenger RNA from Pecten maximus, 5527 nucleotides. RefSeq names its product cohesin subunit SA-1-like. The transcript has 35 exons. NCBI's taxonomy places the organism in Eukaryota, Metazoa, Mollusca, Bivalvia, Pectinida, Pectinidae. Gene Ontology annotation, biological process: sister chromatid cohesion. Gene Ontology annotation, cellular component: cohesin complex; chromatin; nucleus. The coding region runs from base 94 to 3867 and encodes 1257 amino acids. Gene Ontology annotation, molecular function: chromatin binding. The record is from RefSeq and is a predicted model, not a curated record.